AUGAAGGACCAGGGCCUCCAAACCCAGAAGCCCCACCCCCCAGUGAUGGAGCUGAUCCUGCGCCUGCAACAGCUCAUAGAUGAGUAUUCCAGGCAGCUGAAGAUCAGGCACCUACAGGAUGACCUGGAGCAGGAGAAGCAACAGCACAGUGAGGACACCAGGGAGCAGGAAGCCAUCCUCGUCCAAUUACUUGGUGAGGUGGCCAACCUGUUACAGGCUGGUGCCACAAGUAGCCUGGAGCUCCAACUGCCUCGCCUUUCCCUGGACUCAAGGGGUGGAGGUGGGCAGCAGGCCCAGUUGCCCAGGAAGCCUGACACGCUAAGUCACCAGCUGAGUGAUUCAAAAGCUGCAGUUGUCAGCUGUGACCUAUCCAACCGUGGGAUUGACAUCUCUGCCUCAUACAAGUCCAAAUUCAAGGACUUUAUAGCCUACCAAGGAGACAAAUACCAUGAGGACAAGAACACCUUGGGCUUCAUUAAUCUUGGCCUCAGUGAGAACAAGCUCUGCAUUGAUCUGCUGACUGAAAGGUUGAGUGGGAGUGACAUGAACUACAUUGAUGAUGACCUUCUGCAAUAUCCUGAUUGGAGUGGACAUGCAUUCCUGAGGGAAGAAGUAGCCCGGUUCCUGACCUACUACUGCAAGGCAUCUAAGCAGCUUGAUCCCGAAAAUGUGGCUGUUCUAAGUGGCUGCUGUGCUAUCUUCUCUGCAUUGACCUUCGUGCUAUGUAAUCCAGGCGAUGCCUUUCUGAUCGUCACCCCCUUCUAUUCUGGCUUCACGUUUACUUCCAGCCUAUAUGUGAAUGUUGAGCUGAUUUGUGUCCACCUGGACAAUGUAAAGUAUUUGUGUUCAUUGGGUUAUGUUUGGUUCUUUCAGGGGAAAAAGGUCAAAGGUCUCGUUCUCAUCAACCCCAAUAAUCCUCUGGGAGACAUCUACUCUCGGGACUCACUGAUGGAAUACCUGGAAUUUGCCAAGAGGUACAACCUACAUGUGAUUAUUGAUGAGAUAUACAUGGGGACUGUGUUUGAUGAAUCCAUCCCAUUCCACAGUGUUCUGAGCUUGGAAAGUUUGCCUGACCCCAACAGGACCCAUGUGAUCUGGGGCACCAGUAAGGAAUUUGGGAUCUCUGGCUUCCGUUUUGGCACUCUGUACACCCACAACAAGGAGGUGGUCUCUGCUGUUGGCGCUUUUGGCUUCCUCCACGGCAUCUCUGGCAUCACCCAGCAUAAGCUGUGUCGGCUGCUCCAGGACAGAGAAUGGAUUGACAACGUGUACCUGCCCACGAAUCGCUCCCGGAUGCAGGAAGCUCACAGGUACAUCACUAACAGAUUGAAGACAUUGAAGAUCCCUUUUCUCAAUCGUGGCUCUGGCCUCUAUAUCUGGGUCAACUUGAAAGAGUACCUGGACCCAUGCACAUUUGAGGAAGAGCAGCUCCUUUAUCGCCGCUUCCUGGACAACAAGCUCCUAUUGGCCCCUGGCAAGGCCUACAUGUGUAAGGAGCCUGGCUGGUUCCGCCUCACCUUUACGGAUAAGCCCCUCCGCCUGAAAGUCGCCAUGAACCGGUUCUCGCAGGCACUAUUGGAGCAGAAGCAGUAUUGUGUAGAGAAGCAAAUGAAGUGCUUACCUGGGGAAUAAAUGGUCCACCCUUCACCCCAGCCCCCCGCCCCGCUCCCACCCCCUAACCAGAAGCUCCAGCAAUCACAUGCUUAGAAUGUCCCUGACAUCAGCCUCUGGUAUAGUAUUGACUUGCUACUGUGACAGAGCAAACAGUGGGGCUCCAGGAAUGAGCUCAUCUGACCCCAUCCUCCUCCUUCCACUGAGCAUCUGUCAUUUCUGGGAGCUUUGAAAUAUUUAAUCUUUGUUAGUG
This is a messenger RNA of Myotis davidii, 1864 nucleotides long. RefSeq names its product probable inactive 1-aminocyclopropane-1-carboxylate synthase-like protein 2. The coding region runs from base 1 to 1632 and encodes 543 amino acids. The record is from RefSeq and is a predicted model, not a curated record. The transcript is spliced from 13 exons. Gene Ontology annotation, molecular function: pyridoxal phosphate binding; transaminase activity. Gene Ontology annotation, biological process: biosynthetic process; amino acid metabolic process. NCBI's taxonomy places the organism in Eukaryota, Metazoa, Chordata, Mammalia, Chiroptera, Vespertilionidae.